AAGAAGAGGGAGCGAAGGAGAUCAGCUGGCGGAAGGGGCCAGGGAAGCGGCUGCAGGCUUGAUCCAGGGCAAGAUCUGGCAGUCUAAAGACUGGCCAACUUUUCCAUGCACUCUUAGGAAAGAGGAAAAAUAAACAGCAGGGCUUUUAUAUCUACAAGUGGAGUAUUGAUCGGGAAAAUGGUUGCCUCAUCUCUCAAUUCAGUGACAUUUGCAGUGCAAGAUUCGGGGCUGUGAUCUGGUGUUGCUGUUCACUGGAAGGAAAGGGGUGGAGCCAGGAGAAGUCCUCUUAAUCCCAACAUCCUGACCAGAGCCAUGCCAUAGAGCUCAAGGUCUCUCCAAGCAAAUAGUCCAGAAGUGGGAGUUGUCAAUACAGGUGUGAGCAGCUGGUGGGACCAUGCCACAGCACCGAGGCUACCUCCAGGUGCUGGCUGCGUUCUGCCUCACCUUCCUCUUCCUCACGUUCACCGCCUCUUACAAGCCCGUCAUUGUUGUCCAUGGCCUGUUUGACAGCCCUUCUGACUUCCAGCUCCUGCUUAAUUUCAUCAAUGAGACUCACCCAGGAACCAACGUUUCAGUUGUGGAUUUGUUUGACCGGACUGAAAGCCUGAAAUCUCUGUGGAUGCAAGUGGAGGGGUUCAGACAAGCAAUUUACCCCAUUAUGCAGAACGCUGUUGAUGGGGUCCAUCUUUUCUGCUAUUCACAAGGAGGACUUAUUUGUCGUGCUCUGCUCUCUACGAUGCCUGACCACAACGUGGACACCUUCAUCUCUCUCUCCUCCCCACAGAUGGGGCAAUACGGGGACACCAAGUACUUGAAAUGGCUCUUUCCACAGUACAUGAAAUCCAACCUCUACCGCCUUUGCUACACCCAGCUGGGUCAGGAUGUCUCCAUCUGUAACUACUGGAAUGACCCACACCAUCGAGAUCUUUAUCUCAACAACAGCAACUUCCUGGCCUUGUUGAAUGAUGAGAGGCUUCACCCCAAUGCAACUGCGUGGAAGAGAAACCUUUUGCGCAUCCACAAGCUGAUUCUGAUCGGCGGCCCAGACGACGGGGUCAUCAUGCCUUGGGAAUCCAGUAUGUUUGCCUUCUACGAUGACAACGAGACGGUGAGGGACAUGACGUCGCAGCCUGUCUACCUCCUGGACACUUUUGGCCUGAAGACUCUGGACGCUCGUAGUGACCUUGUUUUCUGCACAAUGCCCAAUGUUUCUCACACGAACUGGCACUCCAACCGCACCGUCUUUGACACCUGCAUUGCCAAAUGGCUGACGUAGCCGGCCAGGCCUGGGAAAAACCCAGCGGAGGAGGACGAGAGCGAGUCCAAAACUUGAUCUGCGUUGUCUGACCUCAACUUGGCGUUUCUCCUCCCCACAGCGAAAAAAAUCAUCUGCCUGUAACUUUUCUAGGAGUUUUUUCUUUCACAGCAGAAGAAACUUUUUCCCUGCAAGACUCUUUGGUGGAAGCUAAUAGCACGUUUGGGUGCUCUAAGAUGCUGCCUGGGGGGCCACAAACAAACUGGAUCCUUAAUCUUUUGUGGUGGCUAAGCGACAAGAGGGAAAAAAAAUGGAAACCGCAAGUGGAUUACAGUUAAAUGUAAUCAAGUAUAGCCAAAAUAUGUCGUAUUUUCUAGUACCAAGCCUAUGGCAGAAACAUAGUAACUGUGAAAACUGGAGAUACUACCCUUUCAAAUUCCCAUUCUGGUGUUUUGUGUUAUUUUAUCCCCAGUUUGGAAAUGUUUUAGUUGCAGAUCUUAUGUUUUUCAUAUUACCAUAAUGCUGCCCAGAACUGUGUUGAAGAGAGACUAGCCCAAAGUUUGUGAAAACAAAUUCAGAAAAAAAAAACCCUUAUCAUUUAUUCCCUCGAUUAAUUUUUAGAGUUUUCUGCUCCAAUUAUUGCUUUGACAUUUCACCAGAGGGGGGAGAAAAGUGAAUGGGUAGAUUUGAUCAAAAUUCCAGUUUUGUGCCACUAAAGAAAAUGUACACGGGAUGCCACAAAACCAAAUAGCUCCGUGCUCCAGUGGAAAGCAUAUUUUUCUGUUUCGUUACCUAACCAUGCAGGAAAUAGCUUCAACACCACUGCCUCCGGUUAUGCAUCAAAAUCAAUGUUAUAAAUUAUCAAUCGACUCCGGAGGGCAAGAUGCACCAGUGGAUAUUUCCUCCCUCCUUCGAAGCACAACCUCAGGAUGGCAACAGAAAGCCAAUUUAGACAAAGACGUUCAUAACUUUAUCUUGCUUCUGUUUUUAAAAAAGGUGUCUUUAAGAGUCUAGCAAUUUUUAAGAGAUCAGAACUCCUGAUAAGGUGUCCUUUCUCUCUCCCCAUGUCUGGAGUGGGAGCCUCAGAGCUUUGUGUGCAAACAGUAUUAAUCUCUCUUAUUUUUACCAAGUUACAGUAAGACAUUGACUUGAACUCAAGCUUAACUUUUAACACCAGAUCAGGUACAAAAGAGGCAAUGUGUUCAAUUUAAGCUGAGAUUCCAAGGGGAUGCUUAUCUAUCACUAGACAUGAGAUGUGUAAAGUAUCUUUCGCCCUCCAGGUGUUUCUGAACUACAACUCCCAGUCUUCUUGGUUAUGUUGGCUGGGCUGCUGGUGGUUUAGCAGCAUCUGGAAGGUUCUAGCUGCGUACUUAAUGCAGAAGGCUCUUACAUCUGGACCUGAAAGCCUUCUUACAGCUGAAGACACCUGCUUUGGGGGAGCACAGUCCAAGAUGUGAUACACGCACCUGCAGUCUAAAGUGAUACUACAGUAUCCUGUUACUUGAAAAGGCUGGCUUUUUUGUUUCUUCUCUGAAACCCCUUUUUACAUAUUUCCAACUGCCUUCUAUUCCCCCAUAAGGUCUAGAGCAAUGCUUCUCAACCUCGGCAGCUUUAAGAUGUGUGGACUUCAACUCCCAGAAUUCCAGAGGCAAUAUGCUGGGGAAUUCUGGGAGUGGGAGCCCACACAUCUUAAAGCUGCUGAGGUUGAGCGACACUGGACUAGAGAGUUGUCAUAUCUUUGAAUACAACAGAGGAGCUUACCGUUACACAUUUUUGCAUGGAAUCUCUCUAUUUCUCUCUCCAAGGUGCAUGGAAUGAAUAGCCCAUCUGUAGAUGCAACGGGCAACAUCAGGAGGCAUAUAUUUUUAUGUUGGUGGGCUUUUCCUGCAGAGAAGUUGAAAGCAGCUGGAAUUUAGAACUGUCUCUGUUACAGGAUGCAGGGUUUUUUUUUCUUCCAGCUAGCAUGAGUCUGGUGGAAGUCCUGAAGUGCUUAGACCUGGCGUAAAACAAAAUCCGGCUUGAAGUUGAAGCGCUUAGGUAUAUUCUUCCUUGCAUGCAUUUUUAUUUACAGUGAGAUGCUGGGCAAAAUGCGGAGGGAACUGUGAUUGGAGCAACUGUCAGCUAAUCUGAGAUGAUUGGAGAUACGCACACCUUCACACACUCAGCCCAGUAGCAGGAAGGGCUGGGAAAAGGUUGCAGUUGAGAACAUGGAUUGUGCAGGCAGGAGAGCCCCAUGGUUGUCUCUGGGCAGAAAGAUGAGAUUCGGUGGGCCAGAACAGGAGCAGUAAAAACCAGUUUGAUUGAAGAGCACCGAGCUUGCUUCAAUCCUGUUGCACGGUUGAGCCUUGUGCAUAACAACCACUCUCUUCUUUUUCCGAUCCCUGCAUUCACACACCAUCGUGUGUGCUGUUACGUGAUUGGCUUGUUUCUGGCUUGACAUGCAAACUCAGCUGUUAUGGCUUGUGAAUUCUGAUUUGUGGCUUCACUGUGAUGGGGGAGCUGAGCCAGUAGAGUUUACGGCUCAGGGUAUCCCUGAAUUCUCUAUUCUGCUUGCUCGGGAGGAAGGGACACAACUGGGUUGCCUUUUCCAGAGAAGAUCUUCUCAUAAUGUGUCUGAAGAAGGGUAAUUUGACCCUGAUCCUUUGUGCCUCAAAUGAGAAACUGAGUACGUUGGGGUACUUUCAUCCCUUGUGAAUUCCUCGCUCUGUUAUCAUAAGAUACACGGUAGGUCUUCUGCAGAUGCAAACAUAGAGCUGGAGCAGAGUUCCCCAUCCUGGGGCUCCCCAGAUGUGCAGGACAAGAGCUUUUCAGCCCCAGCACAUCUGGAAGUCAUGAGGUACGAAAAGGCCUCCUGGAGAUGUAACAGGAACCCUUUUAAUAUGGGUUUGUUUGAAAGUCUGCUUCCAUUUGCAAUUUAUUUUAGAAAUACAGUUUGAUCUGAGGGCCCAAGGAUUGGAGAAGCUGCCUGAGAUUUGUAUCUGGAUUCAACAGAGAACCGUUCAUCUUGGAAGGAUCAUUAAUUUCUUAGCCUCAAAACUAUUGUCUGCAUUUUAGAUGCACAGCAUCUUCAGGGGAAGACUUUACUAGGCUCUAAUAAGUGACUUCAGGCAAUUUAAUAUUAGAAGAGAAUAUCUGUAGCUCAGGGAUGACCUGGGGAGUCCUUGGUGCUCUCUGAGCCUGCUUGUUGGCUUGCAGACGUUUCAUUACCUGACUAGGUGACAUCGUCAGUGUGAGGGAGUGUGGGACUUGCUCCCUGUUGAUAUACAGUAACUUGCCCUGCCAGUGUUGUUGGGGGUGUAGUUUCUUCUUGGCAGUGCCUUGAUUAGGGCAUUGUUUUCUGCCUGAAACAGAAGCAGAAGGCAUAAAACAUGAACAUGGGGCAAACCCCACAUUCCCUCGCACUGACAAUGUCACCUAGUUGGGUAAUGAAAUGUCUGCAAGCCAACAGCCAAGCUCAGUGGGAACCAAGGACUCCACAGUUUAAUAUUUCUUGCAUUAGGGCUUUGAUCUGUGCUUUAGUGUCUGUUAAUGGGGGAUGUAGAUGAAGAUUCUUUUGCUUGCAUGAAAACUUGUUUUAUACUGUGGCUAUGGAAAAUUGAAGGAGUGUUUGCUGGCUGGAUCUGAUCUGGAUUUGGGGGCAUAGCAGUGUUUCACAAAUAGGGGUGGAACAAAAGCAUAACACUGUUACACUCAAAAAGAGUUGCUCUUGAAAUAUUUUGGUGGGGAGAAAUAUCUCUGCUGCUGCUGUGUUGGAUAAGCAAUAGUUUUGGGAAUAUACCUAGGAAUAUAUCUUGCAAAGGCACAAACGGCCAUCUCUGCUGGGCACGUAGUUACUGGGAGAAUUAUUCCAUCCUCUCUAACCCAGAGACAGGAUUUAAUUCCUUCCUCCUCUGGCUGGGGAUGUUGGGUGUUACAGUCCGGCACACCAGGUCAGGUUGGAGAACACUAUUUCAGUUCCUUUUGUUUUCUCUUUUUGUGCUGAGGUUACAGUUUUUCCUUGGCACAACUCAGGAGUGUUUUGAUUCGUUUUCUAGCGAGGGGUGCUUCAUGCAGUUGAGGGCACUGCCGUUCCCAUCAUUCCCAGACAAGGGUAGACUUUGACGGGCACCAAAUUGGGGAAGGCUGCUCUGGGUCUAGGUUGUAGAGAAUGCUCUGCUUUUUGAAUGGGAGGAAAAUUAAAUCAGUUCUGCACUAAGAUGAACAGUAUUCUGUAGCCUACGAAGAUUCGGCUUUGAGGAAGUUGGGGCUGACAGCCAGCCUUCUCUUCUUUGAAAGAAAAGGCCAAGUUUUCUGAGAGUGAGGGAAUGAGGCAAAAGAUUUGGUUUAGAUCUCUCUCACUGAGAGAACUGGAAUCUCCAAAUCGGCCUUUCUCAACCUUUUGACCCUGGAGGAGCCCUUGAAAUAUUUUUCAGGCCUCGGGGAACCCCUGCACAUUCAGGCUCAAAUAUAGGCCGGAAGUUGCAAAAUUAUUCUAUUUCUUUCCUGUGUAGGCCUGUCUAUAUGCAUUAAUAGUGUUCUUAAACUAAAAAUAAAGAAUGAAACUUGCCUCUUU
Candoia aspera is the source of this 5807-nucleotide messenger RNA. It is a transcript of the gene PPT2, whose product is annotated as palmitoyl-protein thioesterase 2. The record is from RefSeq and is a predicted model, not a curated record. Bases 395 to 1276 code for a protein of 293 amino acids. The transcript has 11 exons. Lineage: Eukaryota; Metazoa; Chordata; Lepidosauria; Squamata; Candoiidae. Gene Ontology annotation, molecular function: thiolester hydrolase activity. Gene Ontology annotation, cellular component: lysosome.